UUUUUAUUGUGUUGCGGUUGUUGUUGGGAAAUAAAUAAAUUAACUGAGUUAUUGUAAUUGUAUAUGCCUAAAUUCUAAACGACUGUGUCUUAGAACAAUUGCUCUUGGAGUUUAUGAUUUGAUGUAAACAACGUUAUAAACUGUGACGCACUUUCUAAGGUGCGUUUCGGGCGUAGUACCGAUGUGUUAGUGGUGCAGCUGGUGUGACAAUCAGCGGCCAUGUCGUCGGUGAAGGUGGCGGUAAGGGUCCGCCCCUUCAACUCGCGCGAGAUAGCGCGGGAGUGCAAAUGUAUCAUAGAAAUGUCUGGCAACACUACAGUGAUUCAAAAUCCAAAAGCUCCUCCGGGCAACAAGGAACCUCCUAAAAGCUUCAACUUUGAUUUCUCGUACUGGUCACACAAUCCAAGUGACCCGGAGUUCUCAUCCCAAGUGAUGGUGUACAAAGACAUCGGAGAAGAAAUGCUCCAACAUUCCUUUGAUGGCUACAACAUAUGCAUAUUCGCCUACGGGCAGACGGGCGCGGGGAAGUCCUACACCAUGAUGGGGCGGGGAGAGGAUGGCCAAGAGGGAAUCAUACCUCAAAUUUGCAAAGAUUUGUUCAGACGCAUUCGACAAACCACCUCGGAAGAUCUUAAAUAUUCGGUUGAAGUAUCCUACAUGGAAAUCUAUUGCGAGCGGGUUCGUGAUUUGCUGAACCCUAAAAACAAAGGGAAUCUUCGCGUUCGUGAGCACCCCGCUCUUGGGCCCUACGUGGAGGACCUCAGCAAGCUCGCUGUGAUGUCCUAUCAAGAUAUAUACGACCUCAUUGAUGAGGGUAACAAGGCUAGGACGGUCGCAGCUACGAACAUGAACGAGACGUCGUCUCGCUCUCACGCUGUGUUCACGAUUUUUUUCACACAACAAAGACACGAUAAGACCACUAAUUUGGUUUCCGAAAAGGUGUCAAAAAUAUCGCUGGUAGAUCUCGCUGGAUCUGAGCGAGCUGAUUCCACAGGCGCUAAAGGAACGAGGCUGAAAGAGGGAGCCAACAUCAAUAAGUCACUGACAACUCUCGGAAAAGUCAUAUCAGCUCUCGCCGAAAUUGCGUCAAAAACGAAGAAGUCGAAGAAAGCUGACUUCAUACCUUACCGUGACUCGGUGCUCACGUGGCUGCUUCGUGAGAACCUCGGCGGGAACUCCAAGACCGCCAUGAUAGCGGCCAUAUCACCCGCCGACAUUAACUACGACGAAACUCUUAGUACAUUGAGAUACGCAGAUCGCGCCAAGCAGAUCGUUUGCAAAGCCGUCGUCAACGAAGACGCGAAUGCAAAACUUAUCCGUGAACUCAAAGAAGAAAUACUCAAACUUCGCGAACUGCUCAAAGCUGAAGGCAUCGACGUUGAAGAAGGACCAGAUGGUAGAGUCGUUUAUGAAAAGAAAGAACAGCCUACCACAGGAGAAGAGAACGUGUCGCCGAUGCGCAAGAAGAGCGAGUCUGAAUCCGCCUUGUCUCCCAAGCUGUCCCGAGCUGCUACCACUAUCGCUGAAGAAGCUGUCGACCAGCUGCAGGCUUCUGAAAAGCUUAUUGCAGAACUCAACGAGACCUGGGAAGAGAAGCUUAAACGCACUGAGCAAAUUCGCGUUCAGCGUGAAGCGGUGUUCGCUGAAAUGGGUCUUGCGGUUAAAGAGGGCGUCACUGUAGGCGUUUACUCCCCGAAGAAAACACCUCACUUGGUCAACUUGAACGAGGAUCCUAAUCUAUCAGAAUGUCUUCUUUAUUACAUAAAAGACGGUGUAACACGCCUCGGCACCGCUGAAGGUCAGGUCCCGCAAGAUAUCCAGCUCUGCGGCUCACAUAUCCUGAGCGAGCACUGCAUCUUCGAGAACACGGAUGGCGUGAUUUGCCUCAUACCGCAUCGUGGAGCGCUCGUUUAUGUCAAUGGUCGUGAGGUCAACGAACCUAUAAUACUGAAGACUGGAUCUCGUGUGAUCCUGGGAAAGAACCACGUGUUCCGAUUCACUCAUCCCGGACAGCCUCGCGAAGAGCCCGUGUCUAAUAAGGACACAGUCAAUGAUACGCCCGGAACGAAUACGGAUAACGCACCGAGUGACACGGAGACCGUUGAUUGGGACUUCGCGCAAUGCGAGUUGCUGGAGAAGCAGGGAAUCGAUUUGAAGGCCGAAAUGCAGAAACGAUUAAUGGCCUUAGAGGAACAGUUCCGUAGAGAGAAGGAACACGCUGAUCAGCAGUUUGAAGAGCAGCGGAAGAACUACGAAGCCCGUAUCGACGCACUUCAGAGACAAGUGGAAGAGCAAAGCGUCACCAUGUCCAUGUACAGCUCCUACACGCCCGAAGACUUCCACAACGAUGAGGAUAUAUUCGUGAAUCCCCUGUUUGAGACAGAAUGCUGGUCGGCGCGUGAGGUGGGGCUGGCGGCCUGGGCUUUCCGCAAGUGGAAGUACCAUCAGUUCACCUCGCUCAGGGACGACUUGUGGGGGAACGCGAUCUUCCUCAAGGAAGCGAACGCGAUAUCCGUGGAGCUGCGCAAGAAGGUGCAGUUCCAGUUCACGCUGCUGACGGACACGCCGUACUCGCCGCUGCCGGGCGAGCUGGCGCCGCGCGACGACGGCGACGACGACUACCGCCCCUCCGCGCCCACCGUCGUCGCCGUCGAGGUCACCGACACCAAGAACGGCGCCACGCACUACUGGACGCUCGAGAAGCUGCGCCACCGGCUGGAGCUCAUGCGGCAGAUAUACAACAUGAACGAGAGCGCUUGCGCCGACGACGAGCCCGCGCCCCCCGCGCCCCCCGCGCCCGCCGCGCCCGCCGCGCCCGCCGACCCCGCUCUCCUGCACUGUAUCUCCGCCUGUGCCAACAACACGCGGCUCUCGCUCGCCAACCUGCUGCCCUCGAGGCAACGCUUAGAACUGAUGCGUGAGAUGUACCACAACGAGGCGGAGCUGUCGCCCACCUCGCCCGAUCACAACAUCGAGUCGGUCACCGGCGGUGAUCCGUUCUACGAUAGAUUCCCGUGGUUCCGUCUAGUCGGACGGAGCUUCGUGUACUUGUCGAAUCUUCUGUACCCGGUUCCACUUAUUCACAAGGUGGCUAUAGUGAAUGAGAAAGGAGACGUGAAGGGCUAUCUCCGGGUAGCCGUACAGGCAGUCAUCGACGCCGAAAAAAAUAACGCCGAAUUCGCUGCUGGCGUGAAGCAGUCAGCUAAAAUAUCUUUUGACGACGAUAUAGUGCCAGCUCGGUCAAGGCUGAAGGCGAUUUCGAGCGUUGAGAAGAACAACGCUAUUAACGCUAUCAAUAUCGAAGAUCGACCCGAACAAGACUCGAAUAUCAAGAUUGAAGAACUAGCAGUCGGCGAGUGCGACGCCGACAGCGGGCGGGGCGACAGCUCGCUGGCCUCGGAGCUGAAGGAGGAGGACCUGCCCGACCACCUCACGCUGGGCCGCGAGUUCACCUUCCGCGUGACCGUGCUGCAGGCGCACAGCGUGUCCACGGACUACGCCGACGUGUUCUGCCAGUUCAACUUUCUGCAUAGAAACGAAGACGCUUUCUCGACCGAGCCUGUCAAGAAUGCCGGAAAGAACACACCUCUCGGAUUCUAUCACGUGCAAAAUAUCACCGUUCCAGUGACGAAGUCGUUCGUCGAAUACAUAAAAUCGCAACCGAUAGUAUUCGAAGUUUUUGGACAUUACCAGCAACACCCUCUGCAUAAGGACGCGAAGCAGGACGGGCCGGUGGGGCGCGCCCCCCCGCGCCGCAUGCUGCCCCCCUCGCUGCCCAUCUCGGCGCCCGUGCGCAGCCCCAAGUGGGGCGCGGCCAGCGUGGCGCCGCCCUGCUGCUCGUCGCACCUGCACUCCAAGCACGACCUGCUCGUCUGGUUCGAGAUCUGCGAGCUGGCUCCCAGCGGCGACUACGUGCCGGCGGUGGUGGAACACAGCGACGAGUUGCCGUGUCGAGGCCUGUUCCUCCUGCAUCAGGGAAUCCAGCGACGCAUCCGCAUCACUAUACUUCACGAGCCGUCCUCUGACUUGCAGUGGACUGACGUCAGGGAACUUGUCGUCGGACGUAUUCGGAACACACCGGAGCCAAACGAUGACUCAAAUGACGGUGACGAAGAUGGAGCCCUGUCUCUCGGCUUGUUCCCCGGAGAACGACCAUCGUUGGACGAUCGGGCUGUGUUCAGGUUCGAAGCCGCUUGGGACAGCAGUCUGCACGGAUCCCCGCUCCUGAACAGAGUCAGCGCUAACGGAGAAGUUGUGUAUAUUACACUUAGUGCUUAUCUCGAGGUGGAGAACUGCGGGCGGCCGGCCAUCGUGACGAAGGACCUGUCGGUGGUGGUGGUGGGGCGCGAGGCGCGCACGGGCGCGGGCCGCUCGCUGCGCCGCGCGCUGUUCGGCCACCGCGCCGCGCGCGCCGACCGCCUCACCGGCCUCUACGAGCUCAGCCUGCACCGCGCGCUCGAGCCGGGUGUCCAGCGCCGCCAGCGCCGCGUGUUGGAUACGAGCGGCACGUACGUGCGCGGCGAAGAGAACCUGCACGGCUGGCGUCCUCGUGGCGACUCGCUUAUCUUCGAUCACCAGAAACGUAUCUGGCGCAAACUGAUCUAUGAUUGGCCGCUGGACAUUAUCGAUAAAUUCCAGUGGGAGCUUGAGAAGAUGACACGAUUGGAGCAGGUCGGUCGGACAAGACAUUUCCUAGCGCUCCGCGAGCGCCUUCGUCACGGACACGAAAACACAGUCGCACCCAACGACUUUACUAAGACAGAAAAGGAGGUGAGCAACAUGGCGGCGAAGGCUGCGGCGGAGUGCGCGCACGGGCGGGACGACGCCGUGUACGAGCCGUGGGACAUGAGUCCGCGCGAGCGGGACCUCGCCACCAAGUUCGUCAAGCUCAUACAGGGACGAAUAGGCAAUAAUAACAACAAGGAAGUCGAUGCAGCGGUAUCACCCGCCACGCCCGUGGACGAAGGCGUCUCGGCCGAUAUCUCGACGCCCAGUCUUCUGUCCUCCAUACACAGCGCUUCGAGCUUCGAGCUGUGCUCGCCGGAGCGCGCGCUGCUGGAGAAGGCGGCGGCGGCGGGCGGCUGGGGCGCGGGCGCGGGGGCGCUGUCGGGCGCGCUGGCGGGCGCGCUGGCGGGCUCGCUGGCGGGCUCGCUGCUGGGCGCCGGCGCGCUCUUCGUGCCCGACUGCGAGGAGGUGCGCGUGUCGGCCGCCGUGGCGCGCCGCGGGUACCUCAACGUGCUGCAGCACGGCACGCACGGCUGGAAGAAGCGCUGGCUGGUGGUACGUCGGCCGUACGUCUUCAUCUACCGCGAUGAGCGCGACCCGGUGGAGCGCGCCGUCAUCAACCUCGCCAACGCGCACGUGGAGUACUCCGAGGACCAGGAGCAGAUGGUGCGGAUGCCGAACACUUUCAGUGUGGUGAGCAAGGAGCGUGGCUACUUACUGCAGACCUUAGGAGACAAGGAGGUACAUGAUUGGCUGUAUGCGAUCAACCCGUUGCUCGCGGGACAGAUUAGGUGUCCGCGCGCAGGUCGCGGUCGUCGCGCCGCCGCCCCGCUCCCCCCGCGCCGCCCGCUCCCCCCGCGCCCCCCGCCGCGCGCCUCGCCGCAUGAGACGCCCUCACCAUGGAGUCUAUACUCGUUUAUUAAGUGCGUCGCCGACCGACGGACGCUCGCGCACAGACCGCUCCCCGCUUUGCGGACCUCGGAUAGAUAUUGAAACGGCCCCCUAGGCUUUUGCUCGAUCGCCCGAGGAGCUCUGGGUACGACUGAGCUGCUAAAGUAUAAAUAAUCUUUUUUUUUAUUCUAUCAAGUCGUGCAAAGAUGUUCGACCGAAAUUCGUAUCCAGAGUUCGAUCGGCCCUCGCAUUGAAUAUUAUCUCUGUAUCUAUUUUAUCUGUAGUUGAUUAGUUUUAUGUAAUCGUGGUCUCUUGAGCUAUUUAAUCUGUGCAUCUAUUGUUAAUCUACCACGCUGACGAUUAUGAUAUAUGUAUACUUUGAUUCUAAAAAUCAAUAAUAGAAAUAUCGAGCAAAAGUUAGGAGUAAAUGUAGAGAAUUCUGUGACUGGUUUGGUAGAAAGAUUAAAGAUAACGAAUUUCUUUAUUUAAAUUUUAAUUAAUCGAAAAAUAAUAAUUUGAUUUUUCGAAAGUGUGGUUUUGCAGAAUAAUAAAAAUACGACUGGAACGGGUGUCCUAGUUGGGACCACGUACUAAAUGAAUAUAGUUAAUAAUAUAUUUUGAAAUUAUCAUUCGAAAUUAUAUACCAAAGAAUCAAUUAAUUUAGCAUAUCCGUUUAUCAUUAACUGUAUUGUAUUUAUGGCAUUUAAUGCGAGAUACGAACUAUACGUAAAUAUAUAUGUGUUUUAUAUGUUGUUAUAUUUUUACAAUGUUCAAAAUAGUUUUAAAUUUAUGGUCAAGUGUGAGUUGGGUCCAAACCGGUGCACCGAUAGCGGAAAUGGGGUAAUAUAAAAAAAAAAAAACUAUUUACACAAAUAAUUACCUAAUGUAUUGAAAUGUAAGCGGGCUGUUUUAAUAUCUAUGGUAGGACGCACAAUUUUAUAAUAAGUUUUUUAUCUAUGUAUUUUCGACAGUGUAUAAAUGUUACGGGUCUUUGCAUCGCCGUUUGUUUUCUUUCUUGCCAAAUAAUAAAAUGAAAAAAAAAAUUAACUUUAUAUAAUAUACAGAGUAGUGUAUAAAAACUUCAUGAUUUGUUUUCAUAUUCCGCUGAAAUGUUAGUUAAAAUUUUAAUAUAAGCUUCAUAGUUUUAAAUUUUCGAGGUGCAAUGACUCAUAUAAAAAUGUUUGCAAAGUAAAAAUAAAAAAAUAAAAACAUUUAGUAUUUCGUGCAGUAAGUAUUAUAAAACAAAUGUUGCGCACAAAAGAAGUCGGCGAUGUCUCUAAUGGACUCCAUAUUGUACCGCGAGAAUAAAUAACGACGUACUAGGAAAUGACAAAAUGAAAUUAUCUAUAUGGAUUUUUCCCUAAUGUUACAUACAUUAUUGAUGUAAUUAAACUUGUAUAUACGUAUGACUUGAACGGUAGAUUAUAUUUUGAGGCUCGAACGGGCCGGCUCGGUUGGAUAGUCCGUAUGACGUCAUACGUAACGUUUUAUUUAAUAUCUAGUAUUGAUUGAUUGUAAAUACAUAUAUAAUUGUAUGGCAAUGUAGUUAAAUGUAGAACUACCGUGUUUCAAAAUAAUUUAAAAGCUUCUGAUAUCGAAAAUAAUUUAAUAUAUUUGUGUUGUAGUUUAUUAUAAUAUUUUCAAUAUUAAUGAUUUUAUUGAAAUGGAUUGUAUAAAGUAGGUUAAUGUGAUGUUACCGGUGUAUUCACGAUCGCGUAAUGAUUUAAAUCAUCAUUCGUUAGUGUCCAGCGUCACAAAUCAUUCCGAAGUGUCUAGUCACAACUACUCUGUAGUUACAUUGCAUGUGAUAGAGUAGAUCCAUAGUUACGAUACCGCGCUGCGAACUCAUCGCGUAGUUUGUUAAAUGUCUCGGUGUUAUGUUAAAUACACUUAUAAUCAUCUAAGGUUCAACCACCUACCAUAGAGUUCAUAAUGUCGCAGAGAUGGCAAUUUAUCACCGUAGUUAGAGUAAUUGAUGUGAUUAUAGUUUUGUGGCCCCCGUUAUAUAUUUAUUUCAUCAAUUCUAUGAUUCCAAACGACUCUUAACCUUGUUACCGCUUCGAUGGAUGUUAAAUAAAAUAAUCGUUACUCGACUAUCGCUUGUAGGUGACUAUUUUCGGAAUAAAUCGUAUUAUAUAAUUAUAUCUCGUGACAACUUUGUAAGCUUAAGUAAAUGUAAAUAAAUGUCUUUUAAUAGUUCUUUUGGCGUAUAUGAGUUUCAGAAAUAUUAGAAAAAAAAAAUUGAUACAUAUAUAUAAUUUGACAUGAACGCUUUCUUCUACGUUUUAAAAGUCCAUUCACCGGCUUGCGCCCUGAAUCGUAGACAAAUUCUCGGCAUAACACUAGAAUAUUCAGAUAAUAACUUAGCAUAGAUGAAUAGUUGUAAGAUCAAAAGUAUUAUCCAAAUUUAGUCAUGCUGUGUGUUAUAAUGUUUAUUAAAAUUAUAAAUAAUACAACAAUCGUCGUCGACGUCUCUGCCGGGCGCAACGAACUAACGUUACCGACACCUGAGCGUUGACCUGAAGGAUUUUGACGGCGCGCUUUAUUUAUCCGUUAAAACGUCCUCUUAAUUAACUUAAAGUUGUGAAUAUGUCUUGUGUCCAAAUUUGUUCUAUACCACAAAUAUAUUGCUAUAUGUGUAUCUCUCAUGUUAUCUAACGGAUGAAAGGAUCUCAACUCGUAUGUACUAUUUUUAAUAAAAAUGUCUCUAGUCAUUUAUUUAUAACAUUCCAACGCUGUUGAUUCCUCUUUUUCAACUAGCAUAAUGUAUUUUGCAUAGCAGAAUCGUAUUUAUCUAGUUUAAUAAUUGGAAUAUUUAGAACACGAAAUGAUGACGUAAUAUAUAUUUAUAAUUUCUCUAUCGAUAUUUCUUCGUUUGCAAAGCUUCGUUCGGUUAUAUUUUUGUAGUUCCAAAAGAUCUUUUUAAAUUAGAGAUGACGGCUUAAGCUGUAUUAUAUAUAUUUUUAUAGAGUGUACUCUAAAGCUACUGUUAUUUUUAUAGGAAUAGCUGUUUUCUAAAAUUAUGUUCACUGUUUCGUGUAAUUUAUGUUCAAGUAUUAGUUGUUCGGGAGUGAUGGGGGAGUGUGGGUAGAGGGGGGUUAAGUUAGCGCUUACCCGAGAGUAUACAAAGGCGUGGCCGCUCCGGGCCGGGCCUUGUGAUUACGAUAGUGAUUGUUGUUUGUUGGGCGAGAAUGAUAUUUGAAUAAUUAUAUAUUCUAUGUAUAAUUUAUGGAUUUCAUUCAAAUUUAUAAAAAUAAGAACAAUGUAAUAAUUGGUAAUAUUACUCAUUGCUCUAAAUGUACUAUCAAAAUAUAUUAUACACAGUGUUAAAGGUCAUAAAUAAAAUGCUUUGAAAAUUUCCA
Nymphalis io (European peacock) is the source of this 8978-nucleotide messenger RNA. RefSeq names its product kinesin-like protein unc-104. Gene Ontology annotation, molecular function: ATP binding; microtubule binding; microtubule motor activity. The transcript is spliced from 41 exons. Gene Ontology annotation, biological process: microtubule-based movement. The record is from RefSeq and is a predicted model, not a curated record. NCBI's taxonomy places the organism in Eukaryota, Metazoa, Arthropoda, Insecta, Lepidoptera, Nymphalidae. Bases 220 to 5718 code for a protein of 1832 amino acids.